Molecule: messenger RNA, 450 nt
Organism: Strongylus vulgaris
Lineage: Eukaryota; Metazoa; Nematoda; Chromadorea; Rhabditida; Strongylidae
Source: the annotation of a GenBank genome assembly
AUGAAAUAUGGGUACGUCACUGGACAUUCGCUUGGGGGUUCAAUGGCGUCACUAGGAGCUUCCUAUAUCUUAGGCGAAAAGUUGGCCACAAAAGAGAAAACAAAGUUGGUGACAUUUGGUCAGCCAAGGACAGGCAACGAGGCGUUCAAAAUCGCACACGAAAUGCAGUCCGACUACGUUUUCCGCGUGACUCAUUGGAGAGAUAUGGUCCCUCAUAUUCCAAACGUUGGAUAUUACCAUCAUAGAGCUGAGUUAAAGUUUGUGGAAGUAAGAACCUAUCCGUAUUAUUUUUUACUCUUGGCACAUGGCACACGAUGUGAGCAUACUCUUUUUUCAGCUGGUGAAGACAAAGGCUGCAGCAAGGGAUUGUGGGUAACUGCCAGUAUCCACGAUCACACGCAUUAUUACAACAAGCAAGUCAGCGAAUACGGAAUAAAUGGAUGUAUUUGA